Polyodon spathula (Mississippi paddlefish) is the source of this 1195-nucleotide messenger RNA. RefSeq names its product eukaryotic translation initiation factor 4E-binding protein 3-like. Gene Ontology annotation, molecular function: eukaryotic initiation factor 4E binding. The coding region runs from base 373 to 711 and encodes 112 amino acids. The transcript has 3 exons. Lineage: Eukaryota; Metazoa; Chordata; Actinopteri; Acipenseriformes; Polyodontidae. Gene Ontology annotation, cellular component: cytoplasm. The record is from RefSeq and is a predicted model, not a curated record. Gene Ontology annotation, biological process: negative regulation of translational initiation.
AUCCAACUGGCUCGCAGUGUUCAGGGGCCCAGUGUUGUUGUUGUUGUUGCUGCUGCUAACUGUAAUGGAUUGAGCAGUCUGUGUACGCGCGCCGCUAUAGCAUAGUUCGACAGUUAAUUUAACAGUAAGGGAAGCUGAUUAGUUUAGCAAGAGAUUGCAAGCGCUUACCAACAUUUUAAUAUCGUAGCUUGAUCUAGCAAUACACUCCGUUUUUCUUUACCGUAACGCAGGUUUUGCUUAUACAUUGUAUGUCAGAAAUAAGUCUGUUUUUUGUAAAAAGAAAAAAAAAAACUAUAUAUACAUAUAUAUAUAUAUAUAUAUAUAUACAUAUAUAUACAUAUUGCUGUGUAUGAAAAGUUCUGAAUAACCAGCAUGUCUGCAAACUGCCAGCAAAGGAAGAGCUGCCCUAUUCCGACCCGAGUUGUUCAUGUGAAAGACUGGACCCAGCUCCCAGACCGCUUCAGCUCAACGCCAGGAGGAACCCUGUUCUCCACAACUCCAGGAGGGACCAGGAUCAUUUACGAGCGCAAGUUUCUCCUGGAGUGCCGGAACUCUCCGCUCGCUCGGACUCCCCCCUGCUGCCUGCCGCAGAUCCCGGGGGUAACUGUGACGCAGCAACCCCCCCUAUCCAAGCUGGAGGAGCUGAAAGAGGAGGAGCCCGAUAAGGACCUGCCAGCUGACGAAAGUGACCAGUUUGAAAUGGACAUGUGAAGAGCCAGCCAGCCAGCAGCGAAGGAAGCAUUUCUUCCUGUUUUUAAAGGUUUCUUCUAGUGUCUCAAGCAAACCGUUUCUUUAUUUUUGAUGCUCCAAGCUGAACAGGACUGUGGAACCAUGUUGUAGGAUAUAGCGUUUGGAGCUGGUAGGGAAUUUGGUUCAUUUUCUUUUAAAACACUGCUUUUAACGCAGUCAUUUUGUAUCAUUGUUGUUUUGUUUUUUUUUUUAAACAAAAUGUGUUUGAUACAUUCAAGUUUACAAAAAACACACAACGUUCACGCUAGUCUUUUAUUGAAGUGUACUGGCUGUUAAACUUUGUUUUGUAAAUCUUUAAAACAAUUCAGGGUGGGGGAUGCUGGUGUUCACAGCUCCUGCUGUGAAGUGAAGCCAGUAGAGUUUUGUUUGUGUGCAGUAAGUUGCUGUUGAGAAGUCUGGGAGCUUGGUGCUGCCAUGUAACUGUUUAAUAAAAGACUGAAACAUC